Molecule: messenger RNA, 1158 nt
Organism: Xenia sp. Carnegie-2017
Lineage: Eukaryota; Metazoa; Cnidaria; Anthozoa; Malacalcyonacea; Xeniidae
Product: N-myc-interactor-like
Exons: 4
Coding region: 391-1035 (214 amino acids)
Molecular function (GO): RNA binding
Source: RefSeq, a predicted model, not a curated record
AGAAGAUCACAGCAGAUUGUCUGAAAUAUGUUUCACUUUCUUUCACUAUAACCUGUCAACAAAACCUUUAUCGCGAGUCUAACGUAGUCUAUGCUGACUUUAAUGUAUUGAUCGAUAGAGAGAAUUGAAUGUUAACGAAACAUUUGCUUGUAUCUUCCCACAACAUAUUCAUUUGGAAAAUAUCCAAUUUUUGAAAGGUACUGUGCACUGUGGCCCGUCCACGCAUAUCUAAUUACAAAACAAGCUCUGAAGAUUUGCGGUGGGCAUCAGAUUUUAUCUGUUUUACUUUUAAAACAAAGCUUUUCUAAGUAGAUUUUGCAGACCAUUCCGUUUUGAAAGAAAAACCGUGGACUUCAACAAGUCGUGUAAAGAACCCGACUACAAACAGAAAUGAAUGAUCAGAAUGAAGGAUCAAUUUUGGUGUCUGGUUUACCUGAUAGUGCGACAAGCAACCGGGUGACGAUGCAUUUUCAAAAGAGAAAAAAUGGUGGGGGAGAUAUUAAGGAAGUGAAGAUGCUUGGUCAGGGGAAUGCAAGAGUUACUUUUGAGGAUCGUACAGUGGCAAAGCGUGUUUUAGAAGUCAAACAAAUCUUUGAAUCUACCACUUUGAAUGUACAAUUGGAAGAAAAUGAAUUAUUUCAGAAUUUGGAAAUAGGCAAAAGAAAGGUUUUUGUGUAUGGACUUCCUGAGGAUAUUACAGAAAAUGCUGUUAAAAUUCACUUUCAAAAGAAAAGAAAUGGUGGGGGUGACAUUAAAGAAGUGAAUUUGCUUAAAAAUGGUUUUGCUGAAAUUGUUUUCGAAAAAGCUGAAGUUGCCAGUCAAGUGGUCCAUACACAGCAAAUAAUGAAGAGAAUCACUUUGACUGUCGAACUUAUAAAAAAUGAAACAUUCCAAAAAGAAAAAUUGAUGUUUUCAGAGACACAUCUUGAGACAGUAGUGUACCAUAUUUUUCUCACGUCUAGUUGCCAGUCAGGUGGUUCAUACUCAGCAAAUAAUGAAAGGAAAGACUUUGAACGUCAAACGUAUGGAAAAUGAAACAUUUGAAAGGGAAGAAAAUGAUGUUUACGAGGAAACGUCAGACAAGAUUUCUCGUUCAGUUGUUGUGUCUUCUCUUCCUGUCGGAGUUAAAAAAAACAAUCUCCAUAUUCACUUUCAGAA